This is a messenger RNA of Paramecium pentaurelia, 1461 nucleotides long. The record is from the annotation of a GenBank genome assembly. NCBI's taxonomy places the organism in Eukaryota, Ciliophora, Oligohymenophorea, Peniculida, Parameciidae.
AAUGCAACGAGUAGCUCCAAUCACUAUCAAAGAGCCUUUCAUUAAGGUUGUGAUUCCUAAAUAAUCAUCUUAACCUAACAUUUCUUCUGAAUAAAACAAUUUCUUUCAUAUUGCUCCCAAAUUUCAACAAUAGCGUUUGACUAUUAAAUAAACUGUGCCAACUUCCAAAUCAAUUGAAGAGAAACGUUAUAAAUAACAUAAAAACAAUAUCUCAGAAAACACUAAUAAUCGUACUAAUAGUAACUCCAAAAGUCGUGUAAUUGCCACUAUAUAAAAUGAAGAUGAUUCACUUCAAACUUCUGAAAAUGGUUUAAAAUUAAGAAAAAUUGUUGGUGAUAGUCAUUUGUUUUCAACCAAUGUUCUUUAGCAACUGUAAUCCAAAUUUCAUUAUUUAGAUCUAAAUAGAAUCUAAAUACCCAUCUCACUAAUGAUUCUCAAAGUCCAGGAUAAAGGAAACCUAUCUAGAUAAAUCAAGAAUUACAUAAUCUUAAUACUUAAAUCUAAUCAAUUAUCAUUAAGAAAAAAUAUCAUACCAAAUGGGAAAUUUAUAAAGAAUUAUUAUUAAAAUAAUGCAAUCUAUUAAAUGUAUACAAACAUUAAUUCAUUCAAUCUACUUCAUUUAAUGAUAUAUCUGUUAGAAUUAUCAAUAAUUUAUUUGAAAUGAUGAAUAAUAUAUCAAUUGAGAUCUUAUGUGAUUAAGAAUCUAAAUUCAAUGAAAUUAUUGAAAAAAUCAAUCAAGAAAAAGAAUUAUGUUUAAAUAAUUGUAAAAUGAUAGAAAAAGAAAGAGAUAUAUUAAUUUAAACACUUAAUCAACUUAAAUCACCAAAAUAAUCAACAAAUACAAAUUAAAUUGAUAGUAUGGAUACUGGCUAAUUGUAACAAAUGCAAAAUGCAAUGUAAAUUAAAUUAUAAGAAAUGAAUGAAAAAGAAGCAAAAUUAAUCAAAUUAGUUUUAGCAAUUAAAAGAAGUGGAAUCGAUAUUGAAAAAAUAUACAAUGAAGAAGUACUUAAUGAUGACAGUGCAGUUGAACCAAAUGAUAAAUAUCAUGGAGUUAAACAUUAUUAUUUUGAAAAAAAUGAACAUGAUGCUGAUAAUUCUGUUGUUAAUGACUCUGAUGAAUCUAGUUUUUGCUUUCUAAAUAGAUUAGAAAAUGAUUCCAUCUUAGAUAGCCUUCGAUAAUAUUAGUACAAAUGCAAUAACAAUCUCGAUAAAAAAACAAAUAAUGUAAAACUUAAAUUAGAUCUAUCCAAUUUAUAAUAAAAAUUCUAAUCAACCUAACUUAAAUAAUAAAAUAAUAAAUCAUAAUCAUCAUAAAUACUAUAAAAUAAAUAGUCAAAGCUUAAAAUAUCUGAAAAUUUAGGUUCUACAGGCUUUCAUUAAGAAUUUAUGCACAAAUUAAAUGAAUUCUCUGAAAGUUGGAGAAUUUAAGCCAUAAAAGAUGAAAAAAGAACUAAAUCUUGA